AACCGUAUCGCAUUUAUUUAUUUUCUUCUACGGUACCGGUACAUAUCUCUCUCCCCCUUCCCUCCCCUUCCCUCCUCCCCUUUCCCUCCUGGGCUCCCGACGGGAUCCGAAACGCGUCCUCCCGAGCACCUGGCUGGAAAUUCCAACUCUAUCGUGAGUUGCUCAUGUGGAUAACUCUUUUUUUUUCUUUUCUUUCGCUCUGGGUUCCUAGAUUUCUCCUUGCGCAUGCCAGUCUACCAGGUACCCAUGAUUGAUUGCGCGAAGAUGCUUGUUGCGCUGGAUGCGAAAAAAGGGGCUCUCCAACCCAGCCCGACGGCAACGCGGGCCAAACACAUCACAACCACAAACUUCAUGUACCGUACUGUACGGUAAUCUGUCGGAUCCCCUCCCCUGUCACCUUUUGCGCCUUUUACCUUCGCAAUUCGUAACUUCUUUGUGUUCUGAAGCCAUCCGUCCAUUCUGUGUCGGUAAUUCAUCUCUUCAGCCCAGCUCAAAGCUGAUCUCAGGAUCAUUCCCCGCUGGUCCUUGUACGAGUACCGUAGGUAAAGUAAUGAGUCUUCCCCGUCGCCCGCCUGGUGGCUGCGCCAAUCGGGUAGUGCUUCCAAUCUUCUCAACUAACCCUGUUCAGUCAUCGACAACCGAAAAUCCACCAAGCGGCCUGAACCACUCAAAACGCUCAGAUACCGCCCGAGCAGCAAUUCACCCAACUCAGGUUCCGCAAGUGCGGUACUGAACGGUACUCGAGCACCAAGUUAGUAAUCGAGUACCGUACUUCUAUGAUAAUACGGUACGGUACUCGUGCAAAUAAUUGCCAUCAGGAAAGAAUCCGGACUCGUUCCCGAUUUUCCCGACUCAGCGUGACCCGCACAUUGGACGCGUACUUUCCACAAACAUGGGCUGGCGUGUUUUGACUUUUUCUACUAUCCACUGUACGACCCCCUCUUAUGAUAUCGUACUAGCCUUUGACCUCCUCUUCCAAUCUCCUAAACAAUCCUUGCCACCCUAAAAACUGGGG
Molecule: messenger RNA, 1015 nt
Organism: Tuber aestivum (summer truffle)
Lineage: Eukaryota; Fungi; Ascomycota; Pezizomycetes; Pezizales; Tuberaceae
Source: the annotation of a GenBank genome assembly